Messenger RNA from Emiliania huxleyi CCMP1516, 885 nucleotides. RefSeq lists its product as hypothetical. Lineage: Eukaryota; Haptophyta; Isochrysidales; Noelaerhabdaceae. The transcript is spliced from 2 exons. Gene Ontology annotation, biological process: tRNA pseudouridine synthesis. Bases 1 to 885 code for a protein of 294 amino acids. Gene Ontology annotation, molecular function: pseudouridine synthase activity; RNA binding. The record is from RefSeq and is a predicted model, not a curated record.
AUGCUGCUCACAUCCUCUGGCCACCGCUCUCUGCGGUCGUCAUCAUGCAUCGACUCACCAGCUGCUCGCCUCUCGCUCGCCGACGGCUGGGAGCGAGAGGCUCAGGCCUUCCUCGAGGCCGGUCGCGACUGGGAGGCGGUCGGACGAGCGCUUCGCGACUCGCCCGAAGCUCCCGAGGAGACCGUGAUGGGCCGCCUGCAGGCGGCGCUGGAGCCGCUGCUGGCCUCGGCGCACCACGGCCUCUUCCUCUCCUCGGCCGGACGGACCGACGCCGGCGUCUCCGCCACCGGCCAGCUGGUCACCUUCUACUCGUGGGUGCCGCUCUCGCCAGAGCAGCUGCACGCGGCGGUCGCAGAGGCGGCGCCAGCGCCGCGCACGCUCGUCCUGCGCGCCGCCCGUCGGGUGCCGCGCGCCUUCCACGCCACCUUCGCCGCCACGCGCCGGCGGUACACCUACCUGCUGCCGGCGAGCCCGGGCGGGGACGUGCCGGCGGAGGCGCUCGAUGCUCUGCUCAAGCCGCUGGCGGGCGCCGCGCGCGACUACCGUGCCCUCGGCCGCGGACUGCCCAAGGGGAAGGACCCGUCCACGCGCAUCCUCGCCGCCGCCGCGUCGCGCGUCGCGCUGCCGUGCGGGGCGGAGGCGGUCCGGCUCGACGUCGCAGGCGACCGGUUUCUGCGCCGGCAGGUUCGCACGCUCGUGGCGACGGCGGUGCACGCGGCGCGGAGCCGGCCCGGCGACGAACUCGCGUUGCUCGACCUCGCGACGUGUGGCGAUGUGCACCGCACCGCACCCGCCGCGCCCGCGAUCGGGCUCUGUCUGGCCGAGGCGGGCUACGGCGCGGCAGCGCCAGACGAGGCUCAGAGUCGUGGAGAGUCGGGGGGGUGA